UGAAAUCUUUGUAACUGUGGCUGUUUCUGUACUCUUAGUCUGUGGUACAUGUUGACUGUGACGUUUUUGGUUGUUGUUGUAUUUCAUCACUGAAGAAAGAAAUCUAAUCUUUAAACUUUGCUAUCUCAGGUUCAUUUCGACAAAUUCUUAAAUUUAUUACGUAUCUAAGUUGUCUGUGUUUAGUACAUGUAUUGUAUGUUGAAGAAACACAGUACUUUGAAUAUUCUCCAUAAAUACUUCUUUCCCCUUCAUCAGCACAGUAACUUCAAAACUAUGGGUGAACAUACUUGGAGAGGAGUUCCUAUUUCGGAGAUUUACGGCUCGCAGAGCCCAUGGGGGGCUCCUGAGUUCCCGCUAAUUGUACCGUCGUUCAGUCACGCUGUGCUGUACCAUAUUCCAAGCACUGGAAGACCCCAUCAAGACUCGCCACCUAAACCAAAGCUGGGAAAUGAUCUGUGGAAUCAUGAUUUCGUGAGAAUGCCAUGCUCUAACCAAAGUUUAUAUCCUAUUGAGAAUAGCAAUGGUGAAACAAAACUUAUAAAACGCUGGGAGAUAAUAGAGCAGGCUCUCUCAAAACCAAUACGCAACAGUCAAGAGCUGGCAGAUGCAAUAUUAUCAUACAAUACUAAAUUUAAAAGUCUGUGGAAGUUUAAAGCUUUACAUAAACUGUUUAAUGAAUAUUUGGAGGAAGAAGAGUCAGAAUAUUUUUUCAAUGUAACACUUCCAGAAAUUGUGAAAUUGACAUUAGCAUUGCCCAAGUUGAUUCAAUCGCCAAUACCACUAUUGAAGCAACACAAAAAUAAAUCUGUUUCAUUGUCACAGCAACAGAUUGCAAGCUUAUUGGCUAAUGCUUUCUUCUGUACAUUCCCAAGAAGAAAUACUACAAAAAAGUCUUCAGAAUAUGCUUCAUAUCCAUACAUAAACUUGAACAGAUUAUUUAAUUCAUCAGGGUCAGAUUCAAUACUGGAGAAACUCAAAUGUAUUUGUCAUUAUUUUAGAAGAGUUACAACAAAAGUCCCGGUCGGAGUGGUGAGUUUCUCCCGUCGCACUGUGGCUGCAGACGCUUUACCUCUAUGGGCUGCUUCAGAGAGACCAGUGUGCUCGCUGCCUGUGCACGUUGACAGUGAGACUACUAUAGAGGAUGCCCAAGGGCUCAUACAAGUGGACUUCGCUAACAAAUUUUUAGGCGGAGGAGUUCUUAAUUUCGGGUGUGUCCAAGAAGAGAUUAGGUUCGUGAUAUGCCCUGAGCUGAUGAUAUCGAUGCUGUUUACGGAGAUGUUGAAACCAAAUGAAGCCCUCAUGAUGAUAGGUUGCGAGCGUUACAGCACAUAUUCGGGGUACGGCCAUAGUUUCCACUGGAGCGGCGAUUAUGUGGACUCGACCCCUAUAGACUCGUCGGGGCGUCGCCGCUGCGCGGUGCUGGCUAUAGACGCGCUGCCUUAUGCCAAUGCGCGUCACGAACACAACAAGGACAUGAUCACUAGGGAACUUAAUAAGGCAUGGGUAGGAGUAUCAUACGGAACAGAUCCGCGUUCGGAAGGCCUCAAUUACCCCGGUGUAGCCACUGGGAACUGGGGCUGCGGAGCCUUCGGCGGGACUCCGCACCUGAAGUCCCUCAUACAAAUCAUGGCGUGUGCGCAGGCCAAACGUCCCAUGGCCUAUUAUACGUUCAACGAUACAGAACUACGGGACGAUAUUGUGAACGUUUACAAUCUGCUGGCUAGAUACAAUGUCACAGUGGGGAAAUUAUACAAAUACCUAGGGCAAUACUCAACAGACGCGCGGCCCAAUCAGUUGCAUGCUUACCUGCAACAAAAAUUACUAGACGAAAACAAACCUAAGUCACCAGUCGUAGAAGUGAUGGAUGCCAGUGAAGUACCAAUGGAAAUAUCUUCGGCUGACACAUCGAGUCCUAUAAAAAAGGCACCGGCCAACAAUUCACCAGAUCUCUUCUCACAAGAGGAAUUGGACCAAAGCGAGUACAAUAGACAGAUGAACGAUCUGGUAGACGCGGCUGAAAGGGGGGAGUUAUUUAACCCAUUGAGAAACGACAGCGGGGAAAGAACAGUCCCAAAUGGAAGUAGUGGGGAGAAAACUGUCCCAUAUGAAUCUAAGGAACAAACCACGAGACUCUUUGACGAAAUGAAGAAAUUCGACGAGGAAAAUGGUACGUUAAACUUUUCCGCACCUAACACAUCACCGUUGAAACAAAGUAGGGUAUUAAAUAGUGAUAAUAGUAAUGACGUUACGAAGGACAGCGAUGAGAAAAUACAUUUGGACGUGUCGCCGGAAAUCAAGAAGAAAAUGAGCAGGAAAAUAACGGAUUACUUUAGCAAGAAGUCGAUUUGAUGAUUUCUUCUCGUUGAGUUUUGUGCGGUUACAGCACUCCUGUUGUUCAGGAUGUAUUUGAAGUUUUGUUCGGUGAGGUACGUCUGAGAUGUGUAUGGAAAAAGCGCUCUUGAACUGUUUGUUUUAAAGGCGAUUUUAUAUUGUAACAUAUUUUUUAAGUGGAUAUGUUACUCACAGACUAUCAAAAUCAGAGAACAAAGGACUUAAUUAUUUCAGGGUGUAGUUUAUGCUGUGAAAUGAUUGAAACAACUUUCUUUUACCAUAUACUGGGUUUAAUCGUAGAGUGGUGGCGUUAACAUUUAAUUUCCAACGUUAUUAAACUAAAUACAUACUCUUUUUUACCUUAUUGUACGACGUUGACAAACUAAGUUUACAUUCCUUGAUGAAAUCUGUUGAAAUGGGUAGCUGAGAAGGCAGUUAUGAUGGUGACAGCUUCUUAUUAUCUUAUUAUUCGAAGAUCCGAAGCCCACACUGUACACCAAGCCUUGUUAUAUUUCAUCACCACAACGUGGUCUCAUGACGUCGCCAUUUUGUUGUAAGAAAUGAAGCCAACUAAUUCUUGGUUAAUUCAUGUGGAAUGAUUCAUCACAUUCAAGUACGAAGACUAACAAUUAGCCACUACGCCUACGAACCCCUAAAACAAUAAAGAAAUGCAGUAGAUAUGCACUUUUCUCUCAAGAUCCCUAACUAUCCAAAAAUUAAAGUUGUACUUACAGUUAUGGGAUUUUCUAUUAAAUUAUCCUUAAACUAAUACAACAUCGUCUUCCUUUGGUGUACUCUUAGCCACCUUUCAUCACUUAUUCUUUUCCUUAUUUCUUUUCAAGCGAGCUCAAAAUAC
Messenger RNA from Chilo suppressalis (striped riceborer), 3187 nucleotides. Lineage: Eukaryota; Metazoa; Arthropoda; Insecta; Lepidoptera; Crambidae. The record is from the annotation of a GenBank genome assembly.